Molecule: messenger RNA, 539 nt
Organism: Hyaena hyaena (striped hyena)
Lineage: Eukaryota; Metazoa; Chordata; Mammalia; Carnivora; Hyaenidae
Gene: CFAP144
Product: family with sequence similarity 183 member A
Exons: 4
Coding region: 57-464 (135 amino acids)
Cellular component (GO): ciliary base
Source: RefSeq, a predicted model, not a curated record
GCAAGCGAUCCGAGAGCAGUGAGAAGUAGUUGAAUGCUUGGAGCCCCGCCACAGCCAUGGCCGGACACCAAAAGGAGAAGGUGAACCCAGAUGAGGUCCAUCAGAACCAGAUCCUGCGGGAAUUGUACCUCAAAGAGCUUAGAACCCAGAAACUCUACACAGAGUACCACGUGAAUCCCCUCCGCAAGGUUCACACAAUCACCAGAAAGCCCAUGUCUUGGCAUGAUAACCUGGAGGAACCUGAAGAUGCCAGGUUUCUAAAUCUUAUUCACCAUGCUGCCCAGUGCCCAAGGAACAAGUACCCAGAGACACAGACUGAAAGCCAAGAAAUCGGUUGGGACUCAGAGCCCUUGGUCAGCCCAGAACGUGAUGACCGCAGGCUGAACCACUUCAGGGUCUACAACGACAUCACUCUGUACAAGGCUAAAAUGUGGAGCCUGGGAGAAGAUGAUCGCCACAAGUAGUGUUCUAGAGGUGACAGCAGCCUUGCCUUUAAUACCCAAUGUGUGUGCUGCCUGAAUAAGUAAAGAUUAUUUUUA